Messenger RNA from Fragaria vesca subsp. vesca, 1940 nucleotides. RefSeq names its product putative laccase-9-like. NCBI's taxonomy places the organism in Eukaryota, Viridiplantae, Streptophyta, Magnoliopsida, Rosales, Rosaceae. The record is from RefSeq and is a predicted model, not a curated record. Gene Ontology annotation, biological process: lignin catabolic process. Gene Ontology annotation, molecular function: hydroquinone:oxygen oxidoreductase activity; copper ion binding. Gene Ontology annotation, cellular component: apoplast. The coding region runs from base 52 to 1749 and encodes 565 amino acids. The transcript has 7 exons.
AGCUGUGCAAGAGUUAAGAAAACAGAAGAGGAAAUUCCUGUCAUCCAAGUAAUGGGUUGCCGCAUACUCGUCUUCUUCCUUGGGACUUUCUUCCUUGAUGGGCUUCUCCUCUCCAUGGCUGCUAACGUCCACCACUACAGCUUUAUUCUGAAGGAGACGAACUUUACAAGACUGUGUUUCACAAAGCCGAUGCUCACUGUAAAUGAGUCGUUCCCAGGUCCAACCAUUCAUGUUCGCAAAGGAGACACUGCUUUUGUUAAUGUUCUUAACAAUGGCAAAUAUGGUGUCACCAUUCACUGGCAUGGAGUGAAGCAACCGCGAAAUCCAUGGUCAGAUGGUCCGGAAAAUAUAACUCAGUGUCCAAUUCAACCAGGAAAGAAUUUCACUUAUGAGAUUAUAUUUUCAGAUGAAGAAGGCACACUAUGGUGGCAUGCACAUAGCGACUGGUCACGAGCCACAGUCCACGGCCACAUUGUUAUCUUACCUGAGAUAGGAAAGACCUAUCCAUUUCCCGAGCCUUACUCCCAACAAACAAUUUUUUUGGGAGAGUGGUUCGAUACAGACCUAAAGGAACUAAUUGAUGAAGCUACGGCUACCGGAAGUGACCCUGACCCGUCCACUGGAUUCACCAUCAAUGGCUGGCCAGGAGCCUUAUACAAUUGCUCCAAUGAAACUAUAUACACUCUUGGUGUUAAAUACGGCAAAACCUAUCUUCUUCGGUUAGUGAACGGGGUUAUGAACGAGGAAAUGUUCUUUGGAAUUGCCGGACAUAACAUCACCGUGGUGGCACAAGACGCAUCAUACAUAAAGCCGAUAGUCACAAGCUACAUAAUGAUAACUCCUGGCCAAACUAUGGACAUUCUACUAACGGCAAACCAGACCCCAAGUUACUAUUACAUGGCUGCCAGCCCAUUCUUCGACUCAGGCGCUCCUUUCGACAACACCACCACCACGGCCAUCCUCCGUUACACGAACGUAACUUCCGCCCCAUCGACUAUUCCAAUGCCGUCACUUCCCUUUGUCACAGACAAAGAAGGUGCAGACAACUUCACGACCCAGUUAAGGGCCUUGGCAAGCAAGAAGCAUCCGAUCAGUGUUCCCAAAAAUAUUACCGAAAGAAUCCUAAUCACUGUCUCUGUGAACCAACUACCUUGUGAGGCUAAUGUGACAUGCGGGGGUCCUAAUGGUAACAGGCUGGCUGCUAGCUUGAACAAUAUCAGCUUCACCACCCCCACUACUGAUAUACUGCAAGCAUACUACAGGAACUUAAAUGGUGUCUACAAAGAUGAUUUCCCAAAUCAACCGCCGGUGUAUUUCAACUUCACCGGAGUUGAUACAGAUGUGUAUCUAUUACCGGACGUAGGGACAAAGGUGAAGGUGAUCGAGUACGGGGCAUCAGUUGAAAUAGUGUACCAAGGGACCAAUGUCGGGAAUGCAGAGAACCAUCCAAUGCAUUUGCAUGGUUACAGCUUCUAUGUGGUCGGGUCAGCUUACGGCAACUGGAAUAAGACCACUUCUCCGGCCACUUACAACUUGGUCGAUCCACCGCUUGUCAACACUGUUGGAGUUCCCAAGAAUGGAUGGGCUGCCAUUCGAUUCGUUGCUAACAAUCCCGGAGUGUGGUUUAUGCAUUGUCAUUUAGAACGCCACACUAGUUGGGGCAUGAAUUCUGUGGUUAUUGUCAAGAAUGGACGUACUACUCAAACUAGCAUUCGACGACCUCCUCCAAACUUGCCGAUUUGUGUUUAGUGUUUGAAUGAUAUUCAUUCAGACUCGUAUAUCUGUACUUUUAGUUAUUAUGUUUAAUAGAAUAUCAUUGUGUUGAAUAAAUGAGUGUAUGUAAAUGAAUUGCCAUGUGAAAAUAACAUAUGGGCAUCAUUUAAAAGAAAAGAAUUGUGAAUUGCAAUAUUGUUCGAAGCUCACAAAAGCUUUCAUUAUCC